AUGGUCCGUAAACUUCUGAAGCCAUGGGUUUUCAUGAGCGUAUCGAUAUUCUACCUGAGCCUUACCAUCUUCAAACUGGUUCUGGCCCGUGAUUUUGCGACUCUGCUCUCGUGGGAAGCCUUCAACGACGCCUGGUUCGGUAACCUUUGGACCUUCAUGGGACCCCGCUCCAAGUCGGAAGGAGAGAGAUGGAUUGAACCGCUCCUCCAAGGCCGAAUCAAAGAUGGAAGCAUCAUCGACGGAGACGCUGUCGCAUCUACGCCGGCCAUCCAUGGUGUCGUCCUCGAGAUUGGCGCGGGGAGCGGCAUGUGGAUGUCUGUCCUGGCCAAGGUGGCCCGCUCAGCCGCCGUCAGCAAGUUCGGAGGCCUUCGCAAAAUCUACGGCGUUGAACCAAACCCCAUAUCGGCAGCCACCCUGAAGAGACGUGUGUCAGAGAUCGGUCUGGAGGGAUCGUACGAGGUCCUCCCCGUCGGCAUCGAGAAUCUGCAGAGAGAGGCCUCCGUUGAACCGGGGAGCAUAGAUUGUAUCAUGACGGUCCAGUGCUUGUGUAGCAUUCCGGAACCUGAGAAGAACAUCAAACUUCUCUACCACUACCUCAAGGAUGGAGGCCGGUGGUACGUAUACGAGCAUGUCAAAUCUGACAAAGGACUAGCUGCACCCUUGAUUCAGAGAUUCACAAACUUCUUUUGGGAAUUCUUCAUGGGAUCCUGUCAUCUUUGCCGUCCAACCCGUGAUUGGAUCCUAAACUCGGGUAGCUGGGACAGUGUCGAUCUGACAGCACGUUCGGACGAGACAGAAUUCGAAAUGAUCCCGCAUAUAAUCGGCAGUUUGACAAAGUCAUCGUAG
Messenger RNA from Geosmithia morbida, 846 nucleotides. Its product is annotated as Methyltransferase domain. NCBI's taxonomy places the organism in Eukaryota, Fungi, Ascomycota, Sordariomycetes, Hypocreales, Bionectriaceae. The transcript is spliced from 2 exons. Bases 1 to 846 code for a protein of 281 amino acids. The record is from RefSeq and is a predicted model, not a curated record.